Messenger RNA from Amaranthus tricolor (Joseph's coat), 2346 nucleotides. RefSeq names its product probable disease resistance protein At4g27220. The coding region runs from base 1 to 1782 and encodes 593 amino acids. The record is from RefSeq and is a predicted model, not a curated record. Gene Ontology annotation, molecular function: protein binding. Lineage: Eukaryota; Viridiplantae; Streptophyta; Magnoliopsida; Caryophyllales; Amaranthaceae. The transcript has 2 exons.
AUGAGUCUAGAUCAGGCCAGGAACAGGGUUCAUUCUAUAAUAAGUAACCUUAAAGCUUCUUGUCUUUUGCUAAGUAGUACUAAUAGGGAGUGUGUAAAAAUGCAUGAUGUGUUCCGUGACUUGGCCAUAUUGAUAGCUACCAGUAACGAUUAUAGUUUCAUGGUAAAGGCAAGCUCGGGAUUAAAGGAGUGGCCAAGCAACUUAAAGUUGCAGUAUGUUAUGAGAAUGUCGUUGACAAAUAACGACUUUAGUAUGUUCGAAGGAGCAGGAGAAUACCCAGAGCUCAUACUAUUGUUGCUGCAAAAUAACCCGUCAUUGAAGAGUAUCUCAGAUGAGUUCUUUGCAGGGAUGAAAGCACUCCAAGUACUUGAUCUCAGUAAUAUACCAUGCCUAGAAAAAUUACCGUCCUCACUAUCUUCGCUCACAAACUUAAGGACUCUGUGUUUGGAUGAUAAUAAUCUUAAAGACGGAUCUGUACUUGGGGAUCUGACUUCGAUCGAAAUUCUUAGCAUGAGGAAGUCUUCAUUUUCCAGGUUCCCAGAAGAGAUUCGGAGAUUAACUAAUCUUCGUUUACUUGAUUUGACUGACUCCCAAGUUGGUGAAAUACCGUCCAAGGUGUUUUCAAGCCUCUCGCAUUUGGAGGAGCUGUAUAUGGGAGGAAGCUACAAUGAUUGGAAGCUAGAGAAAUCAAAUAGCAGCCGUAAAGCUACUCUAACGGAGGUUCUUUCUCUGGAGCGAUUAAAUAUCCUACAUAUUGAUAUCGGCUAUCAUGGUUGUCUAACCGAAGAGAUUAUCCAUCGACAAUCAAGACUGAAGAAGUUUUACAUACACAUAGGCGAAAGAUUACACUCCCCAACUACUUAUCCCACAAGCAUGUGCUUAAAUAUACCAGGUUUGUUUGGAGUAUGCAACCCUUUCAAGAACUGGCUGAAGAGCUUCCUAAACACAGCCGAGCACUUGUCUAUAGCGAGCUGGAAAGAUCGGUCAUGUCUUGAAGAAUUCCCGAUUGAUUGUUUGCAGUCGCUCAAGAGCCUCCAUUUUCAACAAUGUCAUACUGACAUCUGUUUUUCGACAGCACUUUUAGACAGAUUUCAAGCUUUGCAAGAGCUCCAAAUAUGCUCGUGCCACAAUUUGGACACGGUCUUUCUCUCUUUCGAUGAUCAUUCCCCAAAGAAUGUGCUUCCUAGACUCACAAACUUACAUAUCCACGAUGCACCUAAUUUAACUUCUUUAUGGAGAGGCGUUGCGCCAUCUACAGGCUUCCAAACGUUGAAGUAUAUAAAAAUUGAAAAUUGUAUUCAGAUCAAGAUUCUAUUCCCUUUAUCUGUCGCGAAAAUUCUUAAUCACUUGCAAUACUUAGAGUUAUCACAUUGUGAUGUUAUGGAAGCAAUAAUCAGUGCAAAUGAAGCUCAUGAGAUUCAAUUGGAAACACAGUCAAAACGACAGACUUUAACCGACACAGAGUUAAUGUUAAGGAAUUUACACGCCGAUGAUUUAUUCCCUCAGCUGCAGACAUUAAAACUAAAGCAUAUGAAGAACAUCAGAUGUGUUACUCAACCUAAGUUUUUUCUAGACUUUCCUAAUAUGCAACAGCUUAUAGUGCUAUCGUGUCCAUUUCUCGAGCUUCCCCUAGGGAACAACAGCUUGCAGAAACUGAUUCAGAUUAAAGCAGAAGAAAAAUGGUUUGAAGAGCUAGAAUUUGAAGACAGACAAACAAAGAUAUCACUACAACUUAAAUUUACAGGUAUAAGCACAGGAGUUCAAUCCGCGUCUGAAAACUAGGAACCAAAAGCAUAUGAAAAACGGAAUUCAAAGUUCAGUCGAGCUGUCGAAGCAAACGAAUUUUAUCAAUGCAGCUUCAUAGUUCCAUCCCUUUUUUUCCCAGGAAGUCCAAAUAGAACUUGAAAUCACACUAUGUUAUUUCCUUUCAUUCUGUCAAGUAAACAGUUCAACCAAAAGUUUAAGAUUAAGAUGAUAAUUGAGACUUCAUCAUAUCUUAUUUACUCUUAACACAUUCUAUUAAGUAUUAAUCUAGUUUAAAGCUUUCUGGAUACCAUCACUAAUUAAAACUCUCUAUAUUAAAAGCCUAAAAGCAUAUCUAUUAGCUUGAUCUGUAUCAGAGUGUUAAACAUAAAUUAAUUAUACAAUUUUUUUUUAUAUAUUGGAAAAAUUGUUCAGAAUAAUUCAAAGUAAUGUAAUUUUUGUACUAUGAUCUCAAAUUUGAUUAACACUAAAUAAAUCAAACUAUUGAGUUAUUUACCCAAGAAUGUUGACGACCAAAUGGUAAUGUGUUUAUAGGAUAAUUAUCAUAAAGAAAAAGAAAAAAUAAAAAUAAAAAUAAAAAAA